Lathyrus oleraceus (garden pea) is the source of this 1153-nucleotide messenger RNA. RefSeq names its product peptidyl-tRNA hydrolase, mitochondrial. The record is from RefSeq and is a predicted model, not a curated record. NCBI's taxonomy places the organism in Eukaryota, Viridiplantae, Streptophyta, Magnoliopsida, Fabales, Fabaceae. The coding region runs from base 310 to 966 and encodes 218 amino acids. Gene Ontology annotation, molecular function: peptidyl-tRNA hydrolase activity. The transcript has 8 exons.
AAAAAACACGAAUCGGAGUGUCUAGUUUGAUUACGAAUUUACGACCCAUAUAGAUGCACAUACCAAACCCGAGUCUAUGAAACCGGGACCGAACCGGUUAAACUUCCGAUAGGAAAACCGAGUUAGCUGUGUCGCGGCGAGCGCCUCCACCUCCGCCUCCACCAACUUUAAACACACCACCACUAAUCACCGAUAUAUUCAAUUAAUCUAAUCCCCUCCUUAAUUAUCUCCGCUCACACACCACCAGUAACUAAAUCGAAGAAUCUUCAAUUUUCUUCUUCUUCUCACUGUUCCACUUCAGUGGAGGAUAUGCUCAGUACAUUGACCAAGCGUUGCUUUUGCACCGUCGCUCCCCGCCCUUGGCUUUUUGUUGGUUUGGGUAACCCUGGCGACAAGUACAAAGGAACUCGACACAAUGUUGGCUUUGAGAUGAUUGAUGCAUUUGCCGAAUCACAGGGGAUUGCCAUGAAUACGGUUCAUUGCAAAGCCAUUUUUGGAAAAGGUUUUGUUGAUGAAGUUCCAGUUUUCCUUGCGAAACCUCAAACUUACAUGAAUCUCAGUGGUGAAUCGGCAGGACCACUGGCUGCUUAUUACAAGUUGCCGCUUAAUCAGGUGCUUGUGUUCCAUGAUGACAUGAACCUGCCAUGCGGGGUUCUUCGUCUUCACGACAAAGGGGGUCAUGGAAGCCACAAAGGGCUGAAGAGUGUUAUUUACCACUUCAGAGAUAACAAAGAAUUUCCUCGUCUAAGAAUUGGGAUUGGGAAGCCUCCUGGACAAAUGGAUCCUAAAGCAUUUUUGCUUCAAAAGUUUAAUGUAGCAGCUAGGCAACGAAUUGACGAGGCUUUGCAUGAGGGGGUAGAUGCCUUGAAGCUCCUUCUAUCUAAAGGUUUGGAAGUGAGUGCAAAAAGGUUCAACAAAGACCAGAAAUAUAAGCACUUACGAGUACAGACAUUACCAGUUUGGUAGGAUUCCAGGAUGGCAAGUUGUAUUAGAAGUAUGGUUAGUUUAGUUCCUCGCUUUUAAGGUUUAUAUAGAUUGCUUGGGUGUGUAUUGAUGUGUAAAACGUAAGGAAAAAAGGGGCUGGAUUUGGAAAACAUUCUUCAACCAUGUAUAUUAUGUAGCUUUUCAAGUGUUUUUAGUAACUUUUUCCCCA